CAGUUAUUUGAUUGCGUCUAUGGGGCUUCAACUGCUAUGGAGCUUUGGACUUGCCUGUCUUGAUGUUUAUGCUUUGAGGAGAAAGAGAGAUCUUCAGAAUCCAGUUCUAGUGAGCCUAUUUGUUGUAGGUGAUUUGCAGGUUACAGCCAUGUUAUCACUGGCAGCUGCAUGUUCAUCAGCAGGGGUUAUAGUCCUGUAUGCAAGAGACUUGGACUUGUGCAGGGUUCAAAUUCAUCUCCCAUGCAGGCAAUUCGAAAUAUCGAUAAUUUUGGCAUUUAUCACGUGGGUUCUGAUCGCAAUUUCAUCUCAUGUCAUGUUCUGGAUCUUAGCCUCUUUCUAAAGGACUCGGGGGUUCCCAUGCAUAACAUUGGACAUAUACGCACAUAAU
Durio zibethinus is the source of this 388-nucleotide messenger RNA. Lineage: Eukaryota; Viridiplantae; Streptophyta; Magnoliopsida; Malvales; Malvaceae. The record is from RefSeq and is a predicted model, not a curated record.